AUGCACUCCCCCACCAUCCUCGCCAGUGCCGCAAACGUCACCGCGAUGACGCGCUGCGACAAGAAGAAAUUCAACGCCUGCACGGCAAAGUGCCACGAAAACAGAAACUGCAUAGGCGGGAACCUUGACAUUGGCUGCAUAAGCGCUUGCGCGGCCACCAACCCGAAAAUGCAAGUGGAAGGGGAGGAGGUGCGACAAGGAAAAGUUCAACACCACGGGUCAAAGUGCUAUGAGAACAGGAAUGGGGUCGGCGGGAACGUUGACAUUGGCUGCAUCAGCGCCUGA
Molecule: messenger RNA, 285 nt
Organism: Pyricularia oryzae 70-15
Lineage: Eukaryota; Fungi; Ascomycota; Sordariomycetes; Magnaporthales; Pyriculariaceae
Exons: 2
Coding region: 1-285 (94 amino acids)
Source: RefSeq, a predicted model, not a curated record